This is a messenger RNA of Sinocyclocheilus rhinocerous, 1072 nucleotides long. RefSeq names its product arrestin domain-containing protein 3-like. Lineage: Eukaryota; Metazoa; Chordata; Actinopteri; Cypriniformes; Cyprinidae. Gene Ontology annotation, biological process: protein transport. Bases 86 to 1072 code for a protein of 328 amino acids. The record is from RefSeq and is a predicted model, not a curated record. The transcript has 7 exons. Gene Ontology annotation, cellular component: cytoplasm; plasma membrane.
CCUGCUUUGGCCAGGCAAACGAGCGGAGCCUCCCAGCUACGCUGGAUUUGAAUGUCUAGUCUAGUGUACAGACAUAAAAACUAAAAUGUCAAAAUCCAUCAAAGAGUUCAGUCUUCACUACGACCCGAUUAAUGAAAGCAAUACCUUUACUAGUGGGGAUAUUGUAGAGGGGCGAGUUGUUUUGGAGGUAACCAAAGAAAUAAAGGUGGACAGCUUUUUUGUGAAGCUGACGGGGGACGCACAUGUAAGCUGGACUGAAGGAUCAGGUGACGACGAAACAACCUAUAGCGACCAUGAGAGAUACUUCAAACUAAAGCAAUACUUCAUUCAAGAGAGCUCAAAGAAAGGAGAAAGUGAAAAGAAUACAACUCUUGUAGAUGGAGAGACUUAUGGACCAGUGAUUAGGCCAGGAAGUCAUGUUUUUCCAUUCACAUUUCAGCUGCCUCAACAAAAUAUGCCUCCAUCUUUUAAAGGAUUUCAUGGCUGGGUUAAGUAUGUCUUGACAGUAAAGCUGAGCAGGCCUUGGAAGUCAACAUCUUCUGCACAUACGGAAUUAACCUUUGUGCUGAGAAAUGAUGGGAGCAAUGAUCAUUUACUGCAACCACAAUCUGGCACACAAGACAAGAGGAUGAAACUUUUUGGCUCAGGGAAAAUGUCAAUGAAUGUAACAGCUGAAAAAACUGGCUAUAUGCAAGGUGAAACAAUCAGAGUAUUUGUCGACAUUGACAACUCUUCAUCUCGUGACGUCAAGCUAAAGUACAGCCUCAAGCAGCAACAGACAUUCAUCGCUGGCAAGAGCACUAAUAGAGGAUUCAAGUAUAUAGUCAAAGAGACUAGAGAUCGCAUCCCUUCUGGAGAAAAGUCAAAAUUCAUAGUGGACAUGACCCUUCCACAUGACCUGACUGUCACCAUUGAAAACUGCAGAAUUCUAAAAGUGCAGUAUGAACUCAAGGUGUAUCUGGAUGUGUCUUUUGCAUCAGUAAGUCCACUUCACCUGCUAAAACUCUUCGACAGCAAUGUUGUAGAUGUAUGCAGAGCUACUGCAAAACGGAAGUUCAAAAUAACAUUCUAA